UGUUUGCCUCUUACAGAAUAAGGGAAAGUCCGAGCAAAGUCGAAGUAUUGAAAAAUACCUGAUGGUCGCAACAGUUGUGUUACCUGCGACCCGUUUAAUUAGUGUUAAAUGUGCAGUAGGCUGGGCAAAUGCACGAAAAAAUAUCAGUGAAAUGGAUGAAUAGGUCCAAAGAGCUAGAAAAAAAUCAUUGAAAUUGAAAGUGAAAUCGUCAAGGUAGCGCGUGCCCGUGAAUAUGUACUAGUAACCGUAGUGAGUUGAACAAACGUUGGAAGAUGAAAGUGACAGUGUUUAUCGUCGUAAUACUUUGCUGUAUAUUAGGUACAAAGGCCUUCAUUGUCCCAGAUGAACUGCCAUCACUUCUGUCGGUAGUCUAUUCUAAUAUUCCUACCAUCAAAAAAGGUACCGACUCUAGAUUAGGAUGGGGUUUUCGAUUAGGUGACAGAGCUGAUUUCCAGGUAAUGGUAGAACUAGGUCCACAAACCAAUACUCAACCAUUGGCCAAUCAAGGAGGUGAUGGGAAUACAAACAAAAGAAACGCGCUCAACAAUCUGGCCAAUCGGCUGUACGCUCAGAGGCAACAUGAAAAGAAAAUGAAGGAGAAGAAGAAGAUUGAGGAGGAAAGAAAGAAAACAGAAAAAACAGAGGAUAAGGCGUCUCCCUUGACUCCAAACUCAGAUGGUGCCAUCUGGCUCCAAACAUGGAUCAAAUCAAUGAGUAAACAGCAAACCAAGAAGAAGCAAAUGCCAUUACAACCGAAACCAGGUAUUGCCAUAGGAGAAAUUGAUGCAAAAUCCGUUAUCCCUGAAGAUGAAGAUGACGAGAAAAUGAAGAAACGUUGGGAAAAUGUCAAGCGGGUUUUCAAUGAAAAAGUGAAGACGACUACGUCGAAAGCAGAUGCUUUGGAUAAUGUCGAUUUGAGUUGAUUGAUGUAUAUCACGAUUAUGUAAAUAAAAAUAACAUAAACCUAAGUAAGUCCCCUAUUUCCAAAAACGGCUAAAUCCAUAUUUACGAAAAAUGCGGUGGGUGCUGCCAUCUCAUAGUCAAAAGUUGUGGUAAUAUACUAUAAUAGUUAUUCGUUUCCAAAUUACUAAAAAAUCCAUAUAAAUCAGCUCACUACUUUAGACUUAUUUUCAAAACCGACUAAAGCUGUUGCGUGUUUCAUCACAAAAAGUGGCUAUAUCCUUAGUUUUACCAAAACCGGCUAAAUCCCAUAUGUUACACCAACUAUGAUGCUCUUGUUCCUGAACAAAACCGGCUAAAUCCCGUCAACGUGUGUUAAAUAAAAUCACGAUUCCUGAGAAUGUGAAAGAAAUAAGACUGGUAUCAGAUAGCUGCAGUGGGCAGGACCAAAAUAGUAUUGUUCUGUCUAUGUGCGCUAAAUGAAUGUCAGAAGAAAUAAAAAUAAAAAACUUGAUACAAUAGUCAAGCCUCAAACGUGCUAUAAUAUUUUGGAAAAAAGUCAUCAAAUCAACAGCCUCACUCCGUUUCCAGUUCAAGUCAUGUAAGCGGCUGAUAUUGACUCGUUCAAAGAAAUCUGCAAGUGUCUGGGUGAGGGGUGAACCAAAUUUCCAGUCUGAUGUGACUUAUGCUAAAGGCAUCAGUAAAAGGGGGAAGAAAAUAUUGCUCAUGUCUCCAGAAAACGUUUGUAUAAAUAACGUGAAAAUAAAUCCUGAAAAACUAAAGCAUGUUGAUGAACUUUUGAAAAAACAUUUUGGAACAGCAUGGAAGCAAAAAAGUCAAGAAUUCAAAUUGGAAUACUAUAAGACUGUAAUGGAUAAUCAACAAAGCUUAACAUAAGCAUAAGAAAAUGCUGAUGAGAAUAGUGUGUGCUUUGCUAAUACUGAGUGUAGUUUUGAAGCUGAUAUUGUAUCAUUGUUUUUAUAUUCGUUUCUAACAAAAAGGACUUAUUAUUUACUAUUCAAGUUGAGUUUUAGGGUGGUGUAUCCGAAACAGUUUAUAACAAAAAAUGUGUGAUUUUAUUUUUAUUCCUUUUUUUUAUAUUAGUGAUCUAUGUAAUGUUAAUACAUCAGGAAAUAAUUCACACGAAUUUCGUUUCAAUAUCGGGUAAAUCCUGAGUUGACAUUCAAAUUCGGGUACAUCCAUACCAUACCGUCAUAUGAGCCAAAAAUAUAUUUUAUUUUGUGAAAUUCCUUUACGAUAUUACUGAUUCAAAAACUCACAUAUAGUAAGAGUUACUGUGUUUCGCCUUUUUCUUAAUACUAUCAAUCUUGGGUUCAGCCACUUUUGGAAAUAGGGGACUAAAGUAUGAUCUAAUGAAAUAUACAAUUGUUUUUCCAAGACAAGAGAAUAUAGAUAACUGCUAUACCCAAAUAUAAAACAAAUUAAGAGACGAUAGUGUACUGAGAGAACUCUAUAGCUUAACAUGGCUAUAAUAUUAUGCUCAGAACAAACCUGAGAGGAAAAUGAGCCGAAGUAAAUGAAAGUGAAUUUAAUUAGGCCAAUGAUAGAAAUGGUAGGUUCAUUGUAAUAAAAAAGUACACACUUUUUUGACUACUUCAAAUAACUCAUUAUAUAGGGUGUUUUGAAAGCUGGGACUUUUUCAGAGACAACUACCACAAAGCAAACGUGCGUCAAAACAGCAGCAAAAACGGAAAAAAUAGUAAAAGUAGGUACUUAUUUGGUGAUUAAUUUGAAGUUUCGCAGUAUCCCAUGUUGCUCCUCAAAACUGUUCUCAGUCAUCGCUUUUUUAUUCAAAAAGACCCAAGUUUCCAUCUGCAAUAUUCGGGGCAGUCUACUUUAC
Messenger RNA from Acanthoscelides obtectus, 2761 nucleotides. Lineage: Eukaryota; Metazoa; Arthropoda; Insecta; Coleoptera; Chrysomelidae. The record is from the annotation of a GenBank genome assembly.